Molecule: messenger RNA, 1152 nt
Organism: Rotaria sp. Silwood2
Lineage: Eukaryota; Metazoa; Rotifera; Eurotatoria; Philodinida; Philodinidae
Source: the annotation of a GenBank genome assembly
AUGGCGUCAUAUAGUGAUAAUGAAACAGGUUUUUCUGAAAGUGAUAUUCAUUUUGCUCGUAAAACAUUCUUCCGUGAUUGCCCAAAUGGAUAUUGUUCAAAACGAAAAUUUCUAACAUUUAUUAGAAAAUCAGCCGUACAGACAUCAGUGCAAAAACCAACACUACCAACACUAUUUUUUCAAACAUUAGCAACAAGACAAAAUCAUCGACAAAGUAGAAAAUUUUUUUCUAUGAUGUUUGAUAUCUAUGAUCAAAAUCAUGAUGGACAAUUAGAUUUUAAUGAAUAUCUUUAUGCAUUAUCAGCGUUAACUGGAGCUAAUCGUUUACGUACGAUUGAAACACUAUAUAAUUUUUUUGAUAUAAAUAAUCAAGGUUAUAUAACACGACAUGAAUUUAAUUCACGAAAAAAAUUAGCUGCACAAUUUCUUGGUCAAUAUAAAACUGGUAUUAAGGAUAAUUUAUCAUAUGAACAAGCAUUUAAUACAAUGGAUACAAAUAAAGAUGGACGAAUAUCUAAAGAAGAAUUUAUUCAAUGGCAUUUACGAGAUCAUUUAACACCAGAUGAUGCUAAACCGGUGAAAAAACGUACUCGUAUUUUAAAAAACUUAACAACUUUAGUCGAUAUUCGUGGUCAAAUCAAAACAUCAUCAUUACAAAAUCAUGAUAAUAAUAACAAUAAUAAAAGUCCAAUUGAUGCUUGGUUAGAAACAACAAUGAACGCAAAUAGUCAAUUCGAUCUCUCUUCAAUACCAUCAUCACCAACAUCAGCUAAUGCUGAUAGAUAUUUAUUAAAAGUAAUUCGUCGAGCACGAAAGCAUUUUGUUCAAAAUAAAAAUACAAUAAAUGGUGAAACAAUCAAUAAAAAACCAAUUUCAACUGAUAAUCAAUCUGAUUCAGGUGUAUUUACUUUAUCAUCAAGAACAAAUAUUAAUGAUGAUUUUGAAUCAAAUAGUUUACUUGAUAUUGAUGAAGAUUAUUCAGAAUCAAUUGGUGUGUAUGAUCCAGAAAAUGAACUUUUAUGUCAAUCAUUCGAAAACGCUCUAAUGAAAGCAUUACUUGAAUUAAAACAAAAUAGAGAACAACGAUCAAAUAGUUAUGAUACCAGUGUAACUGUCGAAGAUGACUAUCAAUCAAUAAUAACUCGUUUAUAA